Talpa occidentalis (Iberian mole) is the source of this 1498-nucleotide messenger RNA. RefSeq names its product glycerol-3-phosphate dehydrogenase 1-like protein. Gene Ontology annotation, biological process: carbohydrate metabolic process; glycerol-3-phosphate catabolic process. Bases 142 to 1245 code for a protein of 367 amino acids. Gene Ontology annotation, cellular component: glycerol-3-phosphate dehydrogenase (FAD) complex; cytosol. The transcript has a single exon. NCBI's taxonomy places the organism in Eukaryota, Metazoa, Chordata, Mammalia, Eulipotyphla, Talpidae. The record is from RefSeq and is a predicted model, not a curated record. Gene Ontology annotation, molecular function: NAD binding; glycerol-3-phosphate dehydrogenase [NAD(P)+] activity; protein homodimerization activity.
CCAACAGCCCUGAACACACUUUCUUGGGCAAGAGAUGGGUGGAGAUGAGUCUGCUGGUCUUGGUUGCUGAGGCCUCCCCGGGGUCUGAGCGGUGCCCGAGACGGCAGCAGCUUGCUAGGUAUUUGGCGACUGGAUGAAGAAAUGACAACAAUAAAAAAAGAGUUUUACUCCUUGCGUUGCACCCUGGUCAGAGCGGCAGCGCCCCUGAAAGUGUGCAUUCUGGGCUCGGGAAACUGGGGCUCGGCUAUCGCAAAAAUCAUUGGUAAUAAUGUCAAGCAACUUAAGAAAUUUGCCCCCCUGGUCAAGAUGUGGGUCUUAGAAGAAACGGUGAACGGGAGGAAGCUGACGGACAUCAUCAACGAGGACCACGAGAACGUGAAAUACCUCCCCGGACACAAGCUGCCGGACAGCGUGGUCGCCGUCCCAAACCUCGUGGAGGCCGCGGGGGAUGCAGACCUGCUGGUGUUCGCCAUCCCCCAACAGUUCAUCCACAGGAUCUGCGAAGACAUGGCGGGCAAAGUGCCUAAGAGGGCGCUGGGGAUCAGCCUCGUCAAGGGCGUGGACAGCGGUACCCAGGACCUGAAGCUCAUCUCCGACGUCAUCCGGGAGAAGGUGGGCAUCGACGUCAGCGUGCUCAUGGGGGCCAACAUCGCCAACGAGGUGGCCGAGGAGAGCUUCUGUGAGUCCACCAUCGGCAGCAAAGUCAAGAGCAACGGCCUUCUUUUCAAAGAACUCCUGCAGACGCCCAAUUUCCGGAUCACUGUGGUGGACGAUGCCGACACCGUGGAGCUCUGCGGGGCUCUUAAGAACAUCGUGGCCGUGGGAGCCGGGCUCAGCGACGGCCUGGGCUUCGGCAGCAACACCAAGGCCGCCAUCAUCCGCCUGGGGCUCAUGGAGAUGGUCACCUUCGCCAGGAUCUUCUUCAAGGGCCGGGUGUCCACGGCCACCUUUCUGGAGAGCUGCGGCGUGGGCGACCUGAUCACCUCCUGCUACAGAGGCCGGAACCACCGCGUGGCCGAGGCCUUUGCCAAGACCGGGAUGACCAUUGAGGAGCUGGAGCAGGAGAUGCUGAACGGGCAGAGGCUCCAAGGCCCCCUGACUUCUGCCCAAGUGUAUCACAUCCUCCAGCAGAAGGGGCUGCUGGACCAGUUCCCCUUGUUCACCGCCAUCUACCAGAUCUGCUACGAAGGCAAGCCGGCCGGGGAGAUGAUCACGAACCUGCAGAACCACCCGCAGCACAAGUAGAGGGUCACCCGCAUGCCAUGGGACCGUCUUUUGGGUUCCAAUAAAAACGGGGACUCGGCAACAUGAGAUUUUCGUGACUGUGGCCGUCACCUGGGUGUGUACGCAGUUUUGCAAGUUAGUUCUGAAUUUCAAGAAGCGUUUCACUGAUGAAGACGCACGGGCUACCGACGAGGUGCACGUGUGUGACUAUGGGAGUGAUUGUUUCUCAUCCUGAAGAUGUUUCUAGAAAUCAGAAUUAAAAGUUCUAUUUGAA